AUGCCUCUCAGCGCCCACUGGGAACGAUGCGUCACCCCCAUCGAAGCAGCGGACGAGCGGCGAUGCCGCCUUCCAGCUCACACAGGAGGUCCCCCCCCCUCCCGUGGAACUGUUGCUGCCACUGCGUUCUCGCCUUACUGCCGCAUGGACUCUGCGAACGGCAGCACGUACGUUGCGCAUGAGGACGAAGGCGGAUCGCAGUCUCUGCCAUCGCCAGACGUGGAGUGGCCGGAUGGCGAUGCGACGGCAGCAGCUGUUGCAGCUGCCGCCGUUGCUGUAGCUGCUGCUGCCGCACCCUUUGCUGCCGGGGAGGCUCCGGCGGCUGUAGCAGCAGCGCCCCCUGCUCUUGAAGGGGCAAGCGCUGCAGCAGAGGGCACAUGGGGAGGAGGCCUUAUGCAGGGAGCAGCAGGCACUGCAGCAGGAGCGACAGCUCCCUCCGACAUCCCCACAGAAAGACGGCGGCAUCAUCGCAGCGGUAGGGCUGGCGGAAAUGCGCGCAGUGGUCGCAACGUACGUGUUGGUGCGACCUCCGCAGUGCUGGCAGGUGUCUCGACAGCUGGCGACAGCCGCCGACGGUUUGAUGGGAGGACCUCCGCUUCUUUCAGGAGGGGCGGCAAGCCGAGGCGGCGUGCGCAUAAGAAAGGCAGAGAUGCCAGGAGACAGCAGCAGCUGCAACAACAGCAGCCGCAGCCUCUCCGGCUGACAUCAGAAGUUCUCAUGCAGCUGGAGGCUCGAACAUCAUCCCGGGUGCAUGAAUGUGUUCAUGUCGGUGUUGUGCAGGGGGUGUGUGUGUGGUUGGUUGUUUGUUUGCUGGCGUGUGCAGUUGUGGAGUCGGGCCUGGGCGUUUCGGGGGAAGAAGCACUUGCGCCUUCCGGAGGGAGCGCUAGAGGAAGUCGCUCGUUGUCUUUCUUUUGGUUGGUGAAGCACCGUGCAGAGCAGAACAGAGAGGCGGCAGGCGACGCGCGCCGUCAGGCAGCCUUCCAGCGUGCAGAAGCUGCAUGCAGAGAUUCUGCCGCGGGAGCAGCGGGGGAGCCGGCUCCCGUGGAGGUAGAUGAAUGCAGCAGUCAGAGUCAGCGAAGCAGCGAGGUUUCCACGAAGGGCACGGUGAAUCACAAGUGCAGAGAGGACGAUGUGCGCAUCAACCUUUGCGAGAAUCCAUCAGACUUGUGGUAUGGUCUCAAGAUGCAAGAUGGACGGCCUGUGAUUGUGCAUUCGCGCGCCGUCUCCAGCAGGCCCAGUUGGGCAGCAGGGGCAGCAGCAGUUCUUGCUGCCAUCGCCGCUGCCGCAGCACGCGCAGCUCCAACAGCAGCAGCAGCAGCAGCAGCACAUGCAGCCGUUGCCGCCGCAGCAGCAACUGCUGCAGCUCCGCUUGCAGCAGGAGCAGCAGCAGCAGCUGCUGCUGCAGCUCCCGCAGGCCCGUGGAUCAACAAUUGCGUGGGCUUUCUGAACCAAAAGUAUUUCCUGCUCUUCCUCGUCUACGUCAACCUCAUGUGCUGCACGGCUUUCGUGGUCUUAGUCUGCCGCGUCGUCACCUGCGUGGAUACCGCUGCGGCAGAGGGCUUUGAAGGCACAGCGUGGACUGCUGAUCAGUCUUCGAUCUUGCCUGAGGGGAUGCCUUCCAGUGUCGCAGAAUACGGAGACGCUAUCCAGGAGACUGCCAAGUAUCGCGCAGAGCCCUACGCGGAGCAGCUGUCGGCUGAGGCUUCCAACAGACGCUGGAGAAUCCCGCAGAGCAGCCACGCUUCGCGGGAACUCCCCGAAGAGGCAGUGGAGGCAGUCGCUGCGGGGUGGGUGGCAGCAGCAGGAGGGCAGUCUUUUUGUUGGUACACAGCAGAUUCCCUGCCGUCCAACACAGAGCCCUUUGCAUGGAUUCUGCUGUCUUGUUACAUGCCGCAGUGCGACGUGACUCUCCAGUCGGCCGUUUUCGGAGCAGUAAGCUCUUGGAGUGGCUCAACGCUAGGAACGUCUCGCGCUGCGCUUUGUCGACGCUUAGGAGCUCGGGCUUAUUGUUGGAAUUGCAUGCGGCUCAGGCCGUAG
Messenger RNA from Cyclospora cayetanensis, 2037 nucleotides. RefSeq names its product glycine, alanine and asparagine-rich protein-like. The coding region runs from base 1 to 2037 and encodes 678 amino acids. NCBI's taxonomy places the organism in Eukaryota, Apicomplexa, Conoidasida, Eucoccidiorida, Eimeriidae. The record is from RefSeq and is a predicted model, not a curated record. Gene Ontology annotation, molecular function: palmitoyltransferase activity. The transcript is spliced from 7 exons.